UCUGAACCAGCAGCAGGAUCUUGCAACAGAAACCGAGCAGAAGUCGGAGGGUAGAUCACGGUAGCAGAAAAAUGUCUUCAGAUCACGAAUCAAAGCUGCAGCUGGUUCACGCGCACAUCCGGGUCUUCCCGGACUUUCCAAAGAAAGGAAUCAUGUUCAGAGACAUCUGUCCCAUCCUGAAGGACGCCGCUACUCUGACAGCAGUCACGGACCUGUUUGAAGAACAUGUGAGGAGCAACCACCCUCAGGUUGACCUGAUCGUUGGUUUAGAUGCUCGUGGUUUCCUGUUCGGACCUCUGCUGGCCCAGAGGCUUGGCAUCGGCUUCGUCCUGGUCCGGAAGAAAGGCAAGCUGCCCGGAGCCACUGUGUCUGUGUCCUAUGAUCUGGAGUACGGGAAGGCUGAAGCAGAGAUCCAGGAGGAUGCUGUAGCUCCUGGUCAGAAGGUUCUACUGAUUGAUGAUCUUCUGGCUACUGGAGGGACGCUGUUGGCAGCCUGUGAGCUGAUGUGUAAGCAACAGGCGGAGGUUCUGGGCUGCAUGGUGGUGCUGGAGCUGAAGGAGCUGAAGGGCAGCGACAGACUCAAACCACACUCGCUCUUCUCUCUGGUUCAGUACUGACACCACCUCACAGGAAGCCUGGGUCCUGGUCCAGGUCCAGCUCAUCUGUUCCGGUGUGUUUCCAGCAGAGACCCUGCAGGAUGAGGGAGGAACUACCUGGACGGACAUGUAAUCUCUGCUGCUGAUGGUCACGGUGUUUGUCUGAUUUUAUUUCCCAGGUUUCUGGACCCAGUUUCAGUCUGAGUGAUAACUGAUCAGGUUUACAGCUUCAUAAUGGCCAGAAUUUCUGUCUGCUGUAAAGUUUUUAACUGUUGAUUCUGUGGCUGAAAACAGAAUCUGGACCAGUCUUAAUGCAGAUCUGCUUUCUGAUUCUUCUUUUUCUUUAGCCUGGAUCAUUAUGUCUCAUUAAAUAUGCAGAUUUCCAUGAAGCUCCGUCACAGAAUUAAAAUCUACUGGUUUCUA
Molecule: messenger RNA, 1019 nt
Organism: Melanotaenia boesemani (Boeseman's rainbowfish)
Lineage: Eukaryota; Metazoa; Chordata; Actinopteri; Atheriniformes; Melanotaeniidae
Gene: aprt
Product: adenine phosphoribosyltransferase
Exons: 5
Coding region: 72-617 (181 amino acids)
Biological process (GO): AMP salvage; adenine salvage
Cellular component (GO): cytoplasm
Molecular function (GO): AMP binding; adenine phosphoribosyltransferase activity; adenine binding
Source: RefSeq, a predicted model, not a curated record